UGAUGGUUAGUUGCUUAUGAUUAUGCAUCUAAUUAUGAUGCAAAAUCUGUUGCCUUUAAGGUUCAUGCGUGUUUGAUAAUUUGCAUUUGGUAUUGCAAAUAUGAUGCAUACUGUAGUGGCAAUUUUUUUUAUCUGCAUUUAGGUGUACAUUGUUUUGCAUGGAUACUUGGGUCUUUUAGAUUUGUAUGAAUCUUUUCCUUGAUAGCUCUAAAAAUGGUAGCUAGAUGCUAUUAAAUUUAAGUAAUGUUUGUGGUUUCUCCAUAGAUAGAACAAAUGAGCUCUUUCAAAACAAGGGUAAAACUUCGACUGUUCAUUAGUCACGGUUUUGCAUGUGAUAGUUAUUUAAUUUAUUGCUUUACGUAGUUGCAUGUGAUACUUAUUUAAUGUAUGUCUUUGCUGUACUUAGUUGCCUGGUGCCAUUGCUUAUCUUUUUAUUACCGUAGUUGUGUUGUGUAAUGUUAUGCUUUUUCUUAUUCUUCUACUGUUUGUUAUUUAUUUAUUUUUAUUAAUUUUUGGUUAUUGGCAUUCCAAAGCAUUAUUGAAUGUUGAUCAUGUUGAUGUUUUGUUUGAUUUGUUGCAUCUGUGAUGUGUAGUUUGUUCUCUGCUACAUGUUUUGUACUUGUUAGAUUACUGGUGGAUGAAUUUGAUGCUGCACUUUGGAAGGUUGGCAGAGGUUGACAAGGAAGUAGCAAAAGAAUUUGAUGGAAAACAUUUUCACAUUCUUCCUUUUUUUGCUGUUUUGGAGAUUUCGGCAUCCUUUAGCAAAUCAGUCUAUGAGAUUGGAUUUUGGUUCUAUACAAUUCAUAGAGAGCAAGGGAUAUUACUGGGUAUCAAAUCGGUCUCCGUUUUAGUGGAGGUGCCCCGUAUGCUUUUAAUGUUGUCACUAAAGUUUGGCAUUAUACCAAUUGUGGUGCCAGUUGGUGUUCGAGAUUUUGACAUUGAUGGGGAACAUUGGGUCAAUUCGGGAUUGAUACCAACAGAGGCUUUUGUAGGAGCUGUAAUAUUCUCUAGUUUUUAUUCAUAAAACACUUGUACAAUUUCCUCUUGCUAAUUCAGAUUUUGUUUUUAGUUUUUGUACA
This is a messenger RNA of Ziziphus jujuba (common jujube), 1079 nucleotides long. RefSeq lists its product as uncharacterized. The record is from RefSeq and is a predicted model, not a curated record. The transcript is spliced from 2 exons. Bases 638 to 1024 code for a protein of 128 amino acids. Lineage: Eukaryota; Viridiplantae; Streptophyta; Magnoliopsida; Rosales; Rhamnaceae.